CGUUGCAGCGAGCAGCUUGCUACUCGCGAGGACGUUGUGUCCUCUCUUUUGGACUUGAGCAUGCUCCAGGUUUUUCAGGAGCGACUCACCCUCAAUGUCGCUGCACUUCGUCGCCUUCUCGCCAUCCUCUCUGACCCUGAUCGCACCCUCCCGAUCAUCCCAGUACGACUCGGGACCUCCACAAGGGUGCACUCAGCGCUGUGGGAUUCCAGUUCUCAGGGCGACUUCAUUCACCCACGCGUGGUGAAGGAAGCUCGCUUACCCACAACAGGGUCUUCGACUCCCAUCUCCGUUACCCUAGGGGAUGACAAGACCCAACGUUUCUUCGAUCAGACGGUCACCGACCUCCCCUUCUUCCUCACUCUCGAGCCGACUGAUCGUUCCCCGGCGUCUCGUCGUCACCGCUCCUCUGCACAUUUCGAUGUGAUGGAGACGGGGUACGACUUCAUUCUCGGCACUCCGUGGUCUCGUCGGUUCCGCAGCACCGAGGCCGAUUCGGCGAUCAACACUCUCGUUCUCAAAACGAAGUGUGGACAGACGUAUCGCGUACCUUUCAUAGGUACCACUGCGAUACCAUACCCCGAUCCUCCUCCCCCAGAGCCGUCAGUGCCCACACCAUCCCCCUCGAUCAUCGUCACCUCGCCUCGGCAGUUCGCUCACUUCAUUCGAGAGGACGACGUCACCUUCUUUAUGGUGGACGUGACGGAUCUCUUACACUAUGAUCCACCCUGUCCUGACGCCGAGCUCAUCCCUCUGGAGCCAGAUCCUCCCUCUAUCUCCAUGGCUCCCAUCUCUACUUCCGUCCCUCCGCCGUCCGUCGAGUCCACCCUGCCGUCGGGCGCUGACGCUGACGCUGAGGAACUCGCACGAUAUACGGCUGACCUGGAGCCUGCAGUCCGUGACCUCAUCCGAGAGUACCACGACGUUUUCCCAUCGUCGUUCUCGUACGCCGGCAUCCCACCGAUGCGUGACGUCGAGCACUCCAUUCAGCUUGUGCCUGACUAUCGUGUUCACCACCAGGCACCCUACAGACUCAAGCGUCAGCUUGAGGAGCUCCUGAGACUGGGUUUCAUUAAACCCAGCAACUCCCCCUGGGAUGCACCCAUCCUCUUUGCUCGCAAAGCGGAUAGAACUCUCCGUCUCUGCAUCGACUAUCGCGGUCUCAACCACUACAUGGUUAAGAACAACUACCCCUUACCUCGUUCCGAUGAGCUGUUCGACCGCCUAGCAGGCAACCGCUUCUUUACGAAGAUUGAUCUUCGUAGCGGUUACCAUCAAAUCCGCGUCGCUGCAGCCGACCAGCCGAAGACAGCGUUUCGAUCGCGCUUCGGCCACUACGAGUUUACGGUGAUGCCAUUCGGCCUCACCAAUGCACCCGCCACCUUCCAGAGGGCGAUGAACGACAUCUUCAGGGACAUCCUGGAGCAGUACGUUCUCGUCUACCUCGACGAUAUCCUGGUCUACAUUCGUACCCUUGAGGAGCACCUCACACACCUCCGCGACAUCCUUGACCGCUUGCACAUACAUGGCUUCUACGCCAAGCUGAGCAAGUGCCGCUUUGCCGAGCACAAAGUGGAUUUCUUGGGACACUACGUGUCUGACCAGGGUCUCCACAUGGACGACGCGAAGAUCACUGCUAUUGCGGAGUGGCCCGCCCCCACAUCCGCCAAGCAGCUUCGCAGCUUCCUAGGCCUGACCAGCUACUGUAGUAACUUCAUCCGGGGAUACGCUAGGUAUUCCUACGUCCUUACCUCCACCCUCCUCCGGAAGAACCCACCCUGGACUUGGACACCCCUCCACAAGGACGUUUUCCGCGCCCUCAAGAAGGCGGUGACAUGCGCACCGGUUCUUCACCUACCCGAUUUUGACCGCCCUUUUAUCCUUACCACCGAUGCAUCAGACUUCGCUGUAGGAGCAGUGCUUUCUCAUAUCUUCCCCUCCUCUCCUGAUUCCUCUCAUCCUCGUAUCCCUCGCUUCCCACCACCUACCCCUACCACUGCUUCCCGACUGACGCCUACUCGUCCAGCUACUGACGACCCUUCUAUUGACUAUUCUCCUACCAUCGCCGAGGACGGCACUGUCGAGUCUCGCUCAGCGAGGUCCGUGAACGGCAGUCGCUUCGACGCCAAGCUGAAGCUAUUUUUUAGUAGUGGGUGGAAAGGGGGAUCGGAGAUAAAAGCCAGCAAGAAGGACAAAAAAUCCGUCGAAUUGGAGGACAGGGAGGGAAAGGAGGACGAGGACGACGAGGAGAGUGAGGAGGAGAGGGAGAAGAGGGACGAGAGAGAGGAGGGAGGGGGAGAGGGAGGGAGGAGAGGAGGAGGAGGAGAAGAAGGAGAAGGGAGAGCAAUGGCAGGCAGUGAGUGCAUGGAACAAGAAGGAGGUGUCCGGCAAAUCCCUGUCAAUGCUGAGCAAGGAGGAGGGCGAGGACAAAAAAGAAGAUGGGGAGGAGGAGGAGGAGGAGGAGGAGGAGGAGGAGGAGGAGGAGGUGAUCGCCUGGAUCAAGAACUCGAGAACAGAACGUACCAGAAAGUGUUGUUUGAAAUGGCCAGAGAUGGAAAUAGCAUCGUUAUAUUGCCAACAGGAGCGGGAAAGACGCGCAUUGCAGUUAUGGUGCUGAUGGAAAUGGCGGGAGAUUUGCAAGAGAGGAAGGACCGUAAAAUUCGCGCGAUUUUCCUUGCGCCCAAGACAGUGCUGGUCGAACAGGUGGGAAUUUGAUUCGUACUGCUUGCCCUCGUUCCCCUCCCCCCCCACCCUCUUCUUUUGCGGCUUUUACCUCCCUUGUUUUCCUUUCCCUUAUGAAAAGGAGAGAAAACAACUCUGCAUUUUGACCCCUCAUCUGUGCUUUUUUUUCUUCUUCUUCUUCUUUUUUUAAUACCAAUCUGGACCAUUUCUCGAUUUAUGCGUGUCAUUCUUGCGCAGGGCCCAUGCUAAUCUUCAGUCUCUCGAUCGAUCCAAUGUUAACGGAUCU
Chara braunii is the source of this 2968-nucleotide messenger RNA. The record is from the annotation of a GenBank genome assembly. Lineage: Eukaryota; Viridiplantae; Streptophyta; Charophyceae; Charales; Characeae.